Molecule: messenger RNA, 2112 nt
Organism: Melitaea cinxia (Glanville fritillary)
Lineage: Eukaryota; Metazoa; Arthropoda; Insecta; Lepidoptera; Nymphalidae
Exons: 2
Coding region: 1-2112 (703 amino acids)
Source: RefSeq, a predicted model, not a curated record
AUGCCUAAUUUGUCUUUGCCUUAUACUAAGUGGCCUCACUUAAAGGGACUUACCUUGGCUGAUCCUCAUUUUCAUACACCCCAACCGGUUGAAAUGUUAUUAGGAGCGGAUAUACUAUCCCACAUUUUAUUAAAUAACACUAUUACGGGUCCACCGGGUACACCUAUCGCUAUGAAUAGUGUGUUCGGUUAUUUACUGUUAGGGAAACUUACUUUCAAUACAAACAUUUCGACUCCACUCCAAGUUUGUUAUAGCUCGUUUGACAACAACAACUUACAAAGAUUUUGGGAGCUGGAGUCAGUACCAGAAAAGCGGAGUUACACUCCCGAUGAGGAAUUAUGCGAAUCCUUUUUUCGAAGAACGCAUAAUCGAGACCUCACAGGGCGAUACGUGGUCGCUCUGCCCUUCAAGGUCAACGCCCCGCCCCUCGGCGAAUCUAGACAAAUCGCAGUAGCACGUUUUCAUAAAUUGGAAUAUAGGUUAGAACGUAAUCCCCAGCUGAAGAUUGACUAUCACGCUUGCCUUCAGGAGUACAUUGACCUCAAUCAUAUGGAGCUCGUUGAUGAUAAGCCUUCAGUUGGUGCGAGUUACUAUAUCCCACACCAUUGUGUGAUUAAGCCCUCAAGCCAGACAACACGCACCCGAGUUGUUUUUGAUGCCGGCUGUCGUACGACCAGUGGAUACUCAUUAAAUGAUGUGCUGUUCUCGGGACCUAAACUUCACCUAGAUAUCGUAGACGUUCUUUUAAAAUUUCGUGUUUAUCGUGUUGCUUUCUGUUCAGAUAUAAAACAGAUGUUUCGUAAUAUAUUGUUACGUGAAAGUGAUAGAGAUUUUCAGCGUAUUCUCUGGCGUCGAUCACCAGAGGAACCUUUACGUGACUAUAGACUUCGUACAGUCACCUUCGGCGUCAAUUGUUCUCCCUAUCUCGCACUUCGUACCAUCCGACAACUAGCUUGCGAUGAAGGCGAGCGUUUGAAAUUGGCUGCAGCUGUUUUAUUAAAUAAUGUCUUUGUUGAUGACGUCAUUACGGGCGCCGACAGCGAAGCCCAGGCUCUUCUACUUCAGCAGGAGCUGAUUGCUAUUUGCGCAACGGCUGGGUUCGAGCUACGCAAAUGGCAUAGCAACUCGCAAGCGGUUCUCGCCGCAGUCCAGCCCUCAGAGUUUCAUGGUGAGCGGUGUGAGAGUGUUCUUUUUUCAGAGAUGGAGGGUGACAAAGGUGUGAAUGUCCUCGGAUUGCAGUGGAACCCCCGAGCAGACUCAUUUAGCUUCAAGGUUCAUGUUACUUCGCGCGAUUAUACUAAGCGUGCUAUAUUAUCUGAAAUAGCAAAAAUAUACGACCCUCUCGGGUUAUUGUCGCCGGUAACAUUAUUUGCUAAGCAUUUAAUUCAGUUGAUGUGGUUAGCGAACAUUGGUUGGGACGAGCCCCCGCCUAUUGAUAUAUUAAAUUCAUGGACUUAUUUUACUAAAGAGCUACCGCUUUUAGCAUCGAUUUCUUUUCCCCGUUAUAUUUUUAAUACUGACGACUUAGAAUCUAUUCAAAUACAUGGUUUUGCUGACGCGUCUCAAGUCGGUUACGCUGCAUGUGUUUAUAUACGCCAUGUAGGCAAGAGCGGUGAUUGGACACGAAUUCAAACGUACGAUGAAAUGCACACACUAACGUGUCAGAUAGAAGCUGUUUUAAAUUCACGACCUCUUUGCGUACUGAGCUCGGAUGCUUCGGAUCCUCUCCCAUUGACCCCAGCUCACUUCCUAGUAGGAGAACCCUUGACGGCGGUCCCUGAUGUCUCCUUGGUGGACGAAAAUCCUAAUCACCUAACUCGUUGGCGCUGGAUUCAACAGUCGGUUCAACAUUUUUGGAAACGUUGGAGUAAGGAGUAUCUUCACGAACUCCAACAGACUAAUAAAUGGUUCCAAGACCGCGGCUCCACUCUCCGUGAGGGCACUGUUGUUGUGGUAUGUGACGAGAAUCUUCCACCUCUCCAGUGGAAGCUCGCACGCAUUCACGCGCUUCAUCCCGGCUCUGAUCAGGUUGUACGAGUCGUAACACUAAGAACGGGCAAUACGCUUUUCAAACGUCCUGUUAUCAAGAUUUGUCCUCUACCAUUACAAUAG